Dermacentor silvarum is the source of this 450-nucleotide messenger RNA. RefSeq lists its product as uncharacterized. The transcript has a single exon. The record is from RefSeq and is a predicted model, not a curated record. The coding region runs from base 1 to 450 and encodes 149 amino acids. Gene Ontology annotation, molecular function: nucleic acid binding. Lineage: Eukaryota; Metazoa; Arthropoda; Arachnida; Ixodida; Ixodidae.
AUGUCGAAAAGUAUCCCUUUUUCAGAUGACCAACUGAAGAGCGAACUGCUGCAGCUCGUUAAGCAGCAUAAGCACAUGUUCCUUGCUUACCAGAUUGACACACUUGCCAGCGCUGCCGGCCAUGAGGUUGUGCGCUUGCCUCCUUAUUACUGCGAGCUCAAUCCAAUAGAGCUCGUGUGGAGCCAGGUCAAAGGCUAUGUUGCUUCGAAGAACACCGACUUCAAGGUCGAUUCAGUCGAGAAGCUGCUGCUGGAAGGAAUCGCAGGUGUGACCCCGCAGAACUGGUUCCGAGACUGCACUCAUGUGAUAAGGCUUGAGGAUGAGGCAUGGGAGCGGGAUGGCAUUAUAGACAGCCAAAGAGAAAGCCUCAUAAUUUCUUUGGGCACAGAUUCGAGUACUUCUGAUGAGUCGAGCAGCUCUGACAUGAGCGGAAUUGAUGAACUGCCAUGA